AUGUCUCAAAAUAAUACACAAGGCUCACCAUCAACAUUUAAAAGACAUCUAGCUAGUCACAGUACACUUGGUGAUGAUGUUAGAUACGUCAACAAUAAAAGACAACGAAAAAAUAGCCAAGGAAAUGCUGAAGAAAUUCAUGAUCAUGACGAACGUAUCGUAGAAUGGACUGAAUCGAAUAAGCAUCAUGUGAAUGAAUUUCUCGAAGCUCCAAAAUUACUUAUUUGUUCUAAAUGUAACUCCCCGGGACACAUGAAAAAGCAAUGUCAACUUAAUUAUGAUCGAUGUCUUCGUUGUGGAUGUGACUGGAAAACCGGUGAUCAUUCCGAAUGUUCGAUUAAAUGUCAUCAUUGUAGUGGUGAACAUUUAUCUACGGACUAUAAAUGUCCAGCUCUAGCUGAUUAUCGAUGUGAACUCGUAAAAGAACUAAAACGUCAUCCUGAACGUUUGCCCGAACAUGUACAACUAUUUAUACCAGCUCAGUGUGGAGAUAGGAAUGACCAUUCACCUGUUAUUACAAAUUACCAAAAAAAUGAACAAAAAAUUAGAUCAACAGUUAAUGCAACAUUUGGUAUUAAUGCCCACUCUUGA
Rotaria sp. Silwood2 is the source of this 591-nucleotide messenger RNA. NCBI's taxonomy places the organism in Eukaryota, Metazoa, Rotifera, Eurotatoria, Philodinida, Philodinidae. The record is from the annotation of a GenBank genome assembly.